Messenger RNA from Entelurus aequoreus (snake pipefish), 1744 nucleotides. RefSeq names its product twist-related protein 2-like. The record is from RefSeq and is a predicted model, not a curated record. The coding region runs from base 659 to 1216 and encodes 185 amino acids. The transcript has 4 exons. NCBI's taxonomy places the organism in Eukaryota, Metazoa, Chordata, Actinopteri, Syngnathiformes, Syngnathidae. Gene Ontology annotation, molecular function: RNA polymerase II transcription regulatory region sequence-specific DNA binding; DNA-binding transcription factor activity, RNA polymerase II-specific; protein dimerization activity. Gene Ontology annotation, biological process: regulation of transcription by RNA polymerase II; developmental process.
GUGGCACGGCGUAAACAGCAAGUGAAGUGUGUUCCUAGUCGAUGAGAGGAUUUUUUUUUGGGGACAUUUCCUAAAAAUUGUCUUGUAAAUCUAUCCAUAAUCAUUUGAGUUACGUUGCUAACAAACAGAAAAACAAACCGUGGUGAAAACAACCUCUUUGAUGGAGGUAAAGUUGAAGCGCGCCACUUCAGAACCAGAACCAGCGGGUGACCACCCGGUCACGGAGCUGCACUCGGGCGAAAGGCAGCGUACACCAUGGACAAGUCGCCGCCUCCUCAUACAGAAAAUAGAUUUGAAGCCAAGCAUCAGUUUGUGAGACUUUCUGUGUGGGACUUUGAAGCUGGUGAAGGCUGCAUGUGGACCGACUCCGCAGCCCCAAUCUGGAACCCAUAAAGUCUCCCGUCAUCUGGGAACUUCUGAUUGGCUGCGAGGACCACUUACCCCCGUCCGCGCUUCCUGCUCCCAUCCCUGGCUGGGGCCGGGCCCCGCCCCCUGCAGGAGGCCUCUGCGCCAAUGAGAAGGACACGCGCUCGCCGUUUAGGUAUAAAAAGGGCCGAGGCUUUGGGGUUUGUUGUUGUUUUUCUGGUGGCCGGCUGGGGAAACCAAGGAACCUGGAAGCAAGGACGGCCAUGGAGUCGUAGGCUGGUGCGCUGAGAAGAUGAGAGAAGAGGUGUCCUGCGCCAACUCCCCCGAAGGAGGCCUGGGGGCCAGCGAGGAAGAACUGGAGAGGAGCUCCAAGAAGAGUCUGCAGGCGACCCACAGAAAACGCUCCCCUCACCUCAAGAAGGACAAUCAGACGGACCAGAGCGCCGCCGGCAGUCCCCAGCCGGGCCCCAAGAGGGUGAAGAAGAGCCCGCCGCCCGCGGUGAGCCUGGCCCCCGUCGGCUCCCUGGGCCCCCGGCCCGAGCAGCCCUUCGAGGACCUCCACUCCCAGCGGGUCAUCGCCAACGUGCGGGAGCGCCAGCGCACGCAGUCGCUCAACGACGCCUUCGCCUCGCUGCGCAAGAUCAUCCCCACGCUUCCCUCGGACAAGCUGAGCAAGAUCCAGAUCCUCAAGCUGGCGUCGCGCUACAUCGACUUCCUCUACCAGGUGCUGCAGAGCGACGAGAUGGACGCUAAGCUGGCCAGCUGCAACUACCUGGCGCACGAGCGGCUGAGCUACGCCUUCUCCGUCUGGAGGAUGGAGGGCGCCUGGGCCAUGUCUGCCAGCCACUAAGGCCCCCACCUCCUCCUGUCCGCCAGCCACUAGGACCCCCACCUCCUCCUGUCCACCAGCCACUAGGACCCCCACCUCCUCCUGUCCACCUUGUCUCUUUGUCUCUUAUUCCUCUCCUCUUUCCUUUCUUUCAAUUGGUGCAACACCACCGCUCGCCCUCAGAACGCCAACAAAUGGAAAAUUGUCGACGAAAAGUCCUCGCUCCCACUGACACUUUUCCACGGACACGCUGGUGACAGCGAGACGUGGAAGUGGACCCUUGACGGCGAACAAUGGCCCCGAGGAGACGCGGGCGAGGGACCAAGAAGGCAGGCGGACGCAGCCAAUGAAUGUUUUUCUUUCUUGUUUACAUAAUAAGCUGGGUCACGUGACCCCCCCUCCCCCCUCCCCCCAGAGGCCCAAUCACACGCUUCUUUUGUGGAUAAAUGGACUACGGCACGGCCAAUGGCGACGCUUUGCGGGAAAGGAACCAUCUUCUUCUCACGCUUUCAACUCUUAUUUUGUAAAGGAAAAAAAGGAAAAGUGUGA